GCGCUUGCGCUCCACAGUCAGUCUUUGGUUGGAUUCCGGUUGCUACGCAUAGUCGCGCGCAAGUCUCUCCUUUGCCAAAAAACUCAUUUCAGUGUUUCUUUUAGUCGGCCAUUGGUAACAGCGUCAGCACGAUCACACCCAAGUUCUUUCCGUCGCCAACCCGUCGAACUGUCUCCAAACUGGGGGUUAAUUCUCCUUUUGAGAUUUUGUCCAAUUCAACGUUUUGAGAAUUCCGCCGCAAAGAGUUAAGCCCAACGGGUGCGCACCUAACAAGGGUUGCAACUCGGGGCGUGUUAGGGUUUCAUACUGGACCCGAACUAGCUGGCACAUAGCAUUGAAUCGUGAACCUCCUUGGCCCGGUCCGGACACUUCAGAAACCUGAUAUCCACCUUAGGGCACUAACUGAUUAUAGUUGCCCAAUUCUCAAGACUACAAUUGCGCGGAAUACUACGGCAUAUCCUGAAAAGAUUUUCAUUCGGAACAGUCGAUUCGAUCUCGGCCUCUUUGGUUUUUUAUAUUAUCUUGUUUAAAGAAAAAAGGAGCGGAGAAAAUUAGUCGAGUUUUCUCUGCCCAGACUACACAACAUCUCGUUCAUCACAAACAUUCAACAAAGAAAACUUGCAACCACAAAAAAAGAGAAAAUGAAACCUGAAAUGUUGUCAAUGGUUGACGCAUCGGCCGACUGCCAACUGGCCGAUGGUGCUCCUAAAAUUCACGUCCUGGAGCCGGGCAAAGAGAACUGGGACGUCAUUCGUGACGUAGCGCACUCUGGCGUCCAAGAAGAAGCUUUCUACGUCUUGGAUGUUGGCGAUAUCAUCCGCAAGCACAAGGAGUGGAAGCUCAAAAUGCCACGUGUUGCUCCCUUUUACGCUGUCAAAUGCAACGAUAACCGGACCGUGUUGGAGACUCUAUCUUCGCUGGGAGCCUCAUUUGACUGCGCCUCCAAGAGUGAAAUUGCCAAAGUAUUGGAUUUGGGAGUGGAGACGGACCGCAUCAUUUUUGCUAAUCCAGCCAAGCAAGUGUCGCAUAUUCGCUAUGCCUCGUCCGUCAAUGUUCGAGCCAUGACGUUCGACAAUGAGAGCGAGCUCUACAAGGUCAAGGAACAUCAUCCCACGGCCAAAAUGGUUUUGCGCAUUCGUUGCGAUGCAAAACGCGUUCAAUGUCCGCUGGGCAUCAAGUUCGGCGCGUUGCCUAAGGAUGCACCUCGUCUGGUAGCUCUGGCCGCCAAAUUGGGCGUAGAUUUGAUCGGCGUUAGCUUCCACGUUGGAUCUGGUUGCGAUGAACCUGAAGUCUUUGAUCGCUGCAUCGUCAUUGGUCGUCAGAUUUUCGAUCUUGCUGCCCGCGAAUAUGGCAUCAACAUGACUUUGCUCGACUUGGGUGGCGGAUAUCCAGGCAAUCGCGGUUCUUCUAUCAACGCCAUUGCUGCCAUCGUCAAUUCGGCCUUGGAUCGUCACUUUCCCGAGGGCUGCGGUGUGGACAUCAUCGCCGAACCUGGCAGAUACUACGUGGCCUCGGCCUUUACAUUGGCCACUCGCAUUCACGGUCGUCGUCAGCUGACCAAUGACGAAGAAGAUGCUGAUGGGCCUCAAACACCGACCAACACGUCGUAUUUCUAUUACAUCAACGACGGUGUUUACGGCAGCUUUAACUGCAUGCUUUACGAUCACGCUGUGGUGACCCCAUUGCUCCUGGAGCCCCGUCCAGGUCCUGAUUUCUGCUGCAACAUCUGGGGUCCCACGUGCGACGGUUUGGAUCGUGUCGCCACCAACGCCCAUUUGCCGCUGAUGGACGUUGGCGAUUGGUUGAUUUUUGAAGAUAUGGGCGCCUACACUUUGGCCGCUGCUGGAUGUUUCAACGGUUUUCCCGUUCCCAAGGUUUAUCCUGUGGUCCAGCCACACACUUGGUUCUUCCUCAAGGAUCGCGUCCCCUACACCGAAUCGCAUUUCGUUAUGGGUUCUCCAUCGCCGGCACCAGCUGCAGAUCUUUUGCCCAAAAUGUCGUGCGCCAUGGAAAUGUACGCUAGCAACAGCAAUAACAACGGUAACCAUCUUCUUAUGCCGUCGUCUGUUUGCUCGUCUUCAAUUGAUGCGGAAGAUCCAUCGAUAUCGGAUGCCGUGUCUACUUCGUCGGAUGGCGACGCUUCCGACGCGUACGGGGACUCUGCUGAUUUCUUGGCCGAUUUGCUUGACGUCACCUCGGUGAUGUAAUAAUCACGCGUGAGAAAACAUAAAACACAAGCAAGAAUCAGAAGAGAAACUGACCAAAACUUGUUCUUUUUGGCUUACAUUUUUUUUUCGUUUUAAUUUCAAGUCCUUCCUGACCCACCAAAUCCGCUUUUCUUUUCUUUUCUUUUUUUUUAAGGCGAUCCAGUCAUCGCUUGCAUUUCACCGUCUAAGAAAUUUUUCUCCUAAAAUACCAAAAGCGUCAGUUAGUCCAGAUAAUGUUUUUUUUUCUUUUAUAAUUUUUUUUUUGUUAAAAAAGAAACAACUUUUCUUGCUAAACUUUAUGGGUUUUUCUUGUCUCGUGUUUGUUAUGUCUUGUUUGGAAACCCCCUCUCACGCGCGCCUUCUUUUCUUCUAAUUUUCUGAAAUGAAAUGCCGGACCAAAUACUAAGACGUUACAACAGAAAAUUUCAAAGCCAAGAAUUACCGUUUACAAGGGAAGAGUUCGUAGAGAAAUGGACCAACUAAGCAAGAAAAAAAAAGUCGAAAUCGUUUUGUUCAGACAUUCCUCUACACUACCAAAAGUAUCAAACGACUGGGCAAAAAGAUUUCGACGCGCCAAUUUUCCCAUUUGAAAGAGUAAAAAAAAAAAAAAAAAAGAUAAAAUUCUUCCUUCCCUUCAAUCGAACAUUUCUCUCAUAUUCAACUCAAAUUCGUAUUUUUCAAAUGAAGAGAAGAUGCGCAUUACUAGGGGUUUAAGUGUAUUAUUUUCUUUUUUGCUUAUUGUCUAUUUUAGAUGUUCCACAAUGGUUUGAUUACCCGUAACAUACAGCAAUUGGGGCUAUUCUUGCUUUCAAAAUUUUAAGUUUUUAUGGUAAUUAUUAAUAUAAAAUUCUAGCUAUAUUCCUUCAACAAUAGAAGAAUGUCUCGUUCAAAACGAAGGGACGGCUUCUGAAGAAAUAGUAUUUGCUGUCUCUUCAUCUUCCUUUUGCAUUGGAUCUGUUUCGGACUCAGCCAUUCAAUUUUCUAUUGACCGAAGCGAGCAUCUUCAAUACAAAGUGUAAGAACAGUAAAAAAAAAAGAAGAAAAAAAGGAAUAAAGCAAGUUUUUUUGUUUCUAAUGUCGGAUCUUUCCCCUCAACUAUUCUGAAUUGUGUUAGAUUUUUCCUUGUUUCUGCGCCCACUCCCCUCCCACCGUCAGUGUCAGCGAUCGAUGUAGUGGAGGCAAUAACAAGAAACGUAUACCAAUACAGUCUGUGUCUAUGGCGCAAA
Messenger RNA from Daphnia magna, 3433 nucleotides. Its product is annotated as ornithine decarboxylase. Gene Ontology annotation, cellular component: cytoplasm. The record is from RefSeq and is a predicted model, not a curated record. Gene Ontology annotation, molecular function: ornithine decarboxylase activity. Lineage: Eukaryota; Metazoa; Arthropoda; Branchiopoda; Diplostraca; Daphniidae. The transcript has 5 exons. The coding region runs from base 642 to 2207 and encodes 521 amino acids.